AUGGAGGAGAUCGCGAGAGAGGGAGAGAGAGAGCGACAGAGAGCGAGAGAGAGAGACGAGCGAGAGAGCAGCGAGAGAGAUGAGAGAGAGAGAGAGAGGAGAGAGCAGAAGGAGACGAGGCGAGAGAGAGAUAGAGCAGAGAGGAGUAGAAUGACGAGAUCAGCGAUAGAGGAGAGAGUAGCGAGAUACACAUUCAGGGACAAGUUACACUUUGUCGUAGGGCUGUGGAAGGUGACCAACUGUUCUGGAAAUUAUAAAGCUCCGUGCACGGUAUCGGAGGUUCCGGCAAGUUAUCAGAACGAUAAGGUGACUGCAGUGCGAGCUCUAGAGUGUGUCGCCCUGGCCCUCAUGUUUCUAUGCGCCGUCUGUCUGAUCCUCUAUGUGGGCUCACGGACCUGCAGACGUCUCGCCGUGGCUUGUCUUGCGAUGACGAUGCUCUUUCUCGCUGCUAUAAUGGGUAUAGCCGGUAUGGCUGUUUGGGUCAACCAGAUUCCAGAACUUCACUAUCCCGGCUGGUCGUUCGGACUCACGGUGGUUGCCAUUACAUUUAACAUCGCUGCUGGUGUGUUACUCAUUCCCGAUCUCGCAGAAUACGACUACAAAACCGUUUUGCAGCACGAGGGCCACUAUGACAACUUGGCUCAGGAGGAAGGCCAAGCAAUGUCGGACGGAGGAGGGGCCCAGCCGUCAGACUAUAGAGACGACGUGAGGCCGAUCAUUGAAACGCAGGGACCGAAGGGCGCACCCGUGUUCCAGUAUUUGAACUACGAUAAACGAAAGAAGAGAGAUGGAUUCUAAAAAAAUGGAGAUCUCUAUACAUACUACACAAAUGUUGAGAAAACGAUUCCCAAACUGGUCUACAGAAAUUUAUCAUUACGUGAAUUAAACUAAUUAACUUACACAGUAGCCUGGUAAUGCCGUCUACCAGUGUAUAAAGCUUUUGUCCUUAAAUAUACAUUUUUUUAAAUCAAUGAAACUACAUCAGAUUGGCUUAAAUGUACCCUUUUCAUGCAUAAAUAAAUAUUUUGAUAGAUUUGCUGAUGUUUUUGCUCAGAUAUAUGCUGCAUACUACACUUGGUCAGCAUUCAUUUUAUUUGUUUCGAUGGUACCUUCUUCCAAUUGAUUAAUUAUUACCGAUAUGGAUGGUUGCUAAAAUAAACCUCAGUUUUGACUUAAGCUUAACAGAGAAGAGUGCAUGUUACAUAGACAAAAUAUUUGUGUUUUAAUUUUAUUUCAUGUAUUUAAUCAUAAUUUACCAACCGCCUUAUGUCAUACUAAAACCUUGAAUAACAUAUUAAAAUUAGUGUAUAUAUUGACCAUAAGAUCAUAUUUUGUAUAAAUAAUCUUACCAUACUAUCAUUAUGAAGGCCAUUUGAAGAUCUUUUGUACAGAAUAUGCAGUGAGAAACUAUUGGUAAACACUUGAACCAAACAAAAGAAUUAAAAGAGCAGACAUAUGGCAUGUUUGUGAUUAUAUUGGUAGAUGGUACCCAGUGGUAGACAGUACUCGUAGUAUAUGUGUUGGGGUAAUGUGUCUUUGUGUGUUUUUAAUCGCUAAGUGUUAUUCAUGACUGUAAAAUAGGUUUUGAACACUAAAAAUACUUGAUUCUUGAAAUUUCAUUAGUUUGAGUACUUUCGACUUAAUUCUUUAUCACGAUUGUUAUCGAAUGUCCCACUACAGAUAAUUGGGCCGUGCUCUGUGAACAAUGAUUUUAAUACAUGUGCGUAAAGUGUCGUCCCAGAUAAUCCUGUGCAGUCCGCACAGGCUAAUCAGUGACUACAUUUUCCGCUUUUAUGAUAUUUUCUGUUCAGAAAGUCUCUUCUUAGCCAAAAUCAAUUUCAGGCGGAAAGUGUCGUCCCUGAUUAGCCUGUGCGGAAUAAUUCAGUAAAAAUAAUUGUAAUUUUCGAACAUAAAAUCAUUCCUACCACUGCCCCCAGUGAGGAUCGAUCUCACGACCCCUGGUUUACAAGACCAGUGCUCUGCCACUGAGCUAUGGAGGCUUAUGUAAAGGCGAAUCUGGGAUGUCACUGUACACACAUGCAUUAAACUUCUUUUUCACAGAGCAAGGCUCAUAUGUUUUGCAACUCACGCGCGUUGUCCACAUUAUUAACAUAUAUUUUUUAGUGAUUCGUGAUAUUUUGUGAUAGCAUGCCGUAGUAUUGGUAUCAGUUUAUCUAUUCUUGUUACAUCCUUUCCACGUGUCCACUACAUUUCGAUUGGCUCAUUGGCGUCGCACUGAAGUGCGGCGACUAGUAUGUAAUACGUUUUUUUUCGCUUAUGGGAGAAGUUAUUUUACGGAUCAAUGUAUAUAUUUUUGUUGUCAGAAUAUCUUGUAUAGUGGUGAUAUUUUGUGUAAAUUAGUGUAAAAAAGUACUGCAUUUGUGCCUAUUACAUUUACUACAACAUUUAUUGCCAAAAAUGCAAAGCUAAUUCUUUUAAUUAAUAACUGAUCACAGGGACUGGGCAAUAAUAAAAGAUCACAGGGACUGGGCAAAUACGCGAACCGGUGAAACUUUCUGGUUUUGUAUAAAAACAAAACUUCUUUGUUCCACUAUCCUAGCAACCCCCUAGUCACUAAUAAAGGCGCUAUAGAGCGCGAAGCGCGACACGUAUUAUUAAUUGUAAUAAUGAGUCUUGAUAAAGGAAGCAGCCGCUUAUCAAUGAGGAGCACCAUCACAGCACCCUAGUCUCAUUACUAUCAAGUCCUCCUACAGGGUUAUUUUAAGAACCACAAAUAGAAGGCCGCAGGCCUGACCCGUAUCUUGCCAGUGGUAUGGACCCUUUGGUAUGGACCUUUAACCCCGCUCACUAUCCAGCGUUUAAACUUCCGGGUUUACAUUUAAACCGACUAUUAAUAGCUUAUUUAUAUCUUAGCUAGAAGGUGAUUUUUCAAGCGGUUCCGUAGUGUAGUGGUUACACGCUCGCUUCACAUGUGAGAGGCCCAGGUUCGAGCCCCGGUAGAAUCAAAUUAUUUUAUUUGUGUUCUAUGUUAACUUUUUGUUUUGAUGUAGACAUUUUAGUUUAAAUAAAUAUGCUGUUUUAUUGUAACCAUUUUUUUUUAUUAUGCCCAUGAAAUAUAUGUGUGAGAGGGUGGGGGAUUCGUAAACACAUUAAAACUUUUACAUUGUUUUCAUAUCAAUGAGUACUCAAUCCCUAUCGUAAAUGAGCAACGUAAGAAUAAGUUCAGAAUCAUCUCUCCUUGAAGUUGAGAAAAAUAUGAAAUUACGCUUACAAGAUGAAGCAGAUGUUUUAAAACCUACACAGUUCUGUUCCAUUAAUGAAAACUGCACACGGAUGCCAGUAAAAAAAGGAAACCAAUGUAAAUAAAAUGAACUAUGAACUAUUUGGGGUUACAACACAAAAUCAUAGAUAAUGGUUAUUUGGGGGUUAUAACACAACAUCAUAGA
This is a messenger RNA of Dreissena polymorpha, 3407 nucleotides long. RefSeq lists its product as uncharacterized. Lineage: Eukaryota; Metazoa; Mollusca; Bivalvia; Myida; Dreissenidae. The record is from RefSeq and is a predicted model, not a curated record. The transcript is spliced from 5 exons. The coding region runs from base 1 to 798 and encodes 265 amino acids.